UAAAGUGUACUGCACACAAGUGGAGACCGAUAUUUUCUGCCAAUUUUGUUUUUUCUUCAACUUUGUCAGUUAACAGUCUGAAGAUCAUGGCAACAGCAGGCAAGGUUAUCAAAUGCAAGGCUGCUGUCGCUUGGGAGCCAGGGAAGCCCCUAUCAAUUGAGGAGGUGGAGGUGGCACCACCGCAGGAUCAUGAAGUUCGCAUUAAGAUUGUCGCUACUGGAGUGUGCCACACUGAUCUUUACUUUCUAUAUGAAGCGGGUGAAACAAAGGGAUUCCCUGCAAUUCUGGGACAUGAAGGAGCUGGGAUUGUAGAGAGUGUUGGACCAGGAGUGACCAAAUUCAAACCAGGAGACAAGGUUAUCCCUCUGUUUGUUUCCCAGUGUGGGGAAUGCAAGUUCUGUCUGAGUCCCAAAACCAACUUGUGUGAUACAAACUGGAUUACCCAGACUGAAGGUUUGAUGCCUGAUAAGACAUCCAGGUUUACCUGCAAGGGGAAGUCCAUCUUCCACUUCAUGGGGACCAGCACUUUCUCCGAGUACACUGUAGUGACUGAUGUCUCUGUGGCCAAGGUGGAUGACUCUGCCCCUCUUGAUAAAGUCUGCCUGCUCGGCUGUGGCAUUUCCACUGGGUAUGGAGCUGCACUCAACACCGCCAAGGUUGAACCCGGCUCUUCCUGUGCUGUGUUUGGUCUGGGAGCAGUGGGUCUUGCCACUGUGAUGGGCUGUAAGGCAGCGGGAGCCUCUCGGAUCAUAGCGGUUGAUAUCAAUAAAGACAAGUUCAUUAAAGCAAAAGUGUUCGGAGCAACUGAAUUUGUCAACCCCAAUGAUUACAGCAAGCCCAUCCAGGAAGUACUCAUUGAGUUGACUAAAGGAGGUGUGGACUACUCCUUUGAGUGUGUGGGCAGUGCUAUUGUGAUGAGAGCUGCCCUUGAGGCAUGUCACAGAGGCUGGGGAACCAGCGUUGUUGUUGGCUAUACAAACGUGGCAGACACGUCUACGCGACCGUUUCAACUAAUAUAUGGACGAACAUGGAAGGGAACAUUUUUUGGAGGAUGGAAGAGUGUGGAGAGUGUACCUAAGCUGGUGAAUGAUUACAUGGCAAAGAAAAUCAAGUUGGAUGAGUUCAUUUCCCACACUCUGCCCUUGGACCGCGUUAACGAGGCAUUUGACCUGAUGACCUCUGGGAAAAGCAUUCGAACAGUCCUGAAAAUGUAGGAAAGAGAAAGCUUCAAGCUCCUAUCUGAAAUGCGUGUUUAUUUUCCCUAGAUCAUUCUAUAUAGUUUGUGGUCAAUACACAGAUUAAAAUAAAUUAUCAGGAGAAUGCAGUGGGCAACAGUAGCAAAGUCCCUACUCCAGUCUUGAAUUACCUCUUCUAUUUUGAAUGGAGAAACCCUAUUGGAGCCCAACAGCAAUGUUUUGGUCUCCUAAGCACUCUUGUGGUGGUUCUGUUUUGAAACGCUGCCAUUGAUUUGUCUCCUUUCACAGUACUAAAUAAAGUCCUGAAGUAAACGCUUUGGAAGUGUGGCUCAUUCUUAUACAUGCAAACACAUAGUAUGUUCCAAGUGACUUCAGUCACUAACUAGGCAGAUAUUUUAUCACACAUCAAAAGUCAGUUGCAUUGUGGUCUGACCUUAUGAGCUCAUAUUCUGACUUGGAUAAAUCAGAAUUGUUGCCAGUGCUAUAUAAUAUUACCCUGCAUUUGUCUGUCCUUAAACUUGUAACCCUUCUCUAGCAAGGACCAUGCGUUUGCAAUACUGCAGUAAUAAGGGGGUCAACAGUUCACCUUCAAGAGUGUCUCUGUUUGUAUCGACCACUGUUAGGAUCAUUUAAAGAGUAAGUCACUUCAAAUAUAAUUGUAAUUGAUUAUCUACAAUUGAUUCUCUACAAUUUUACGAUGUUUGCCAUGUGUGGCUCUUUCACUUGCUUCAAUACUAAGUUAACAUCAAAGUGAUUCCUUGCUUGAUAUUUAAUUCGCCAUUUAAUGUGAGUUAAGAUCCUAAAGUCUGAGAACCUGUGAGGAUUCUAAUGAGCACAAUAAAAGCUUUACCCCAAA
Messenger RNA from Polyodon spathula (Mississippi paddlefish), 2052 nucleotides. Its product is annotated as alcohol dehydrogenase class-3-like. Gene Ontology annotation, biological process: formaldehyde catabolic process. NCBI's taxonomy places the organism in Eukaryota, Metazoa, Chordata, Actinopteri, Acipenseriformes, Polyodontidae. Gene Ontology annotation, molecular function: zinc ion binding; S-(hydroxymethyl)glutathione dehydrogenase [NAD(P)+] activity. The record is from RefSeq and is a predicted model, not a curated record. The transcript is spliced from 9 exons. Bases 87 to 1214 code for a protein of 375 amino acids. Gene Ontology annotation, cellular component: cytosol.